Molecule: messenger RNA, 873 nt
Organism: Fusarium proliferatum ET1
Lineage: Eukaryota; Fungi; Ascomycota; Sordariomycetes; Hypocreales; Nectriaceae
Exons: 2
Coding region: 1-873 (290 amino acids)
Source: RefSeq, a predicted model, not a curated record
AUGCCAACGUCUACGUACACCAUCCCUGAUCGCAUCGUGCCCAUGCGCGUCAUCGUCUGUGGCGUCCAUCGCACAGGAACGUUGAGUAUUCGUAACGCGCUGUGGCAGCUUGGUUUCCACGAUUGCUACCACAUGCAAACUCUCUUCAACAAUCCCACGCGCGCCCCUGAAUGGGUACGUGCCAUGGAAGCAAAGUACGCCGAUAAGGGGACCUUCACCCGCGCGGACUGGGAUCGCUUGCUCGGCGAUUGCCAGGCCGUGUGUGAUGUUCCUGCUGCGUUCUUUGGCCCUGAAUUAGCGGAGCUGUACCCUGAAGCUAAAGUCAUUAUCAUGAAUCGAGACCCUGAGAAGUGGUAUGAGAGUGUGCUCAAUAGUAUCUACUUGAUAACCACACCAAAAGGGUUCUUUGCUAAACUCACUAUGAUUUAUUGUUUUCUGCUAGAUACGAAUCUGCAGUAUAUGGCCAAGUAUAGCAAGUCUAUGAGAUCCCUGGUUCAGAAGUAUGACCACGGAAAUGAUAAGGAGAAGGCCAUUGCAUGGUAUAAAGCGCAAUACCAAGAAUUUCACGACAGAAUUCCAGCGGAUAGGUAUAUCGAGUACACCAUCACAGAGGGCUGGGGACCGCUGUGUGAAUAUCUUGGUGUUCCUGUACCAGAGGUUCAGGAUCCCGAGACAGGCAAGAUGGUCGAGGCACCGUUUCCACACCUCAAUGAUGGCGAGACGUUUAGAAGGAACAGCAAGGUUAUGAAGAAGAAGACCAUGCAGAGGGCGAAUCAGAACUUACUGGUCGGUGUGGGGAGGUUGGCGUUGACGGGUAUGCUGGGAUAUGCUGGUUAUCUAGCGUGGAAGACUCGACUCGGAGGACGUGUUUAG